Rhodamnia argentea is the source of this 1431-nucleotide messenger RNA. RefSeq names its product acetyl-CoA-benzylalcohol acetyltransferase-like. NCBI's taxonomy places the organism in Eukaryota, Viridiplantae, Streptophyta, Magnoliopsida, Myrtales, Myrtaceae. The transcript has a single exon. The record is from RefSeq and is a predicted model, not a curated record. Bases 138 to 1427 code for a protein of 429 amino acids.
GGGACACCACACAUUUCCUCCACUAAUAAUGCAGACUUGUUAUCUCUUCUUUUCUGGCUUAUCGCCUUAAGAUGUGCAUGAAGUUGAUCUGUUGAAACACUCAAACGAGUGCCGAAGAGGUCGACAGUGUAUCAAACAUGAAGGUCGAAUUACAGUUCAGGAAACUGGUCAAGCCAUCGGAUCCGACGCCGGAUCAUUGCCGAAAGCUCGGCCUGUCCUUCAUCGAUGACCUUUUGUUUUCUAAGUAUGUUGGCAUCGUUUUCUACUAUCGAGCUCGCGAAAGCACGCACGAGAUCGAUACUCUUCAGAGGCUCCGCUGCUUGGAGGAGUCGCUUUCCGAAACCCUUACCCUUUUUUACCCUCUAGCCGGUCGGUACGUCGAGGACGGGCUCUUCUUCGACUGCAACGACCAAGGGGUAGAAUUUGUACAAGCCAAAGUGGAUGGGACUCUGGAUCAGCUCCUCCAGGGAGAUCUUGACCGUGACCUUCUCAGUUGCUUGUCAAAGUUCCCGCCGCCAGCAGCAAACAAUCCAUUGGCCGUAGUUCAAGCGAACGGCUUCAAUUGCGGCGGAUUAGCAAUCAGCCUGCGCUUUUCUCACAAGAUAGGCGACAUGUACACCAUGGCCACGUUCAUGAACUCGUGGGCCACCGCAUGCCGGAGCGGAAUCCACGAAGUAGCCAUGCCGAAUUUUGAGCUGCCGUCUCUAUUCCCAGCGAAAGAAUCCGUGUUCAGACAAUGGCCCGCACUCCCCGUCCAGGAAAAGUUCGCGCUGGCUAGACUCGAAUUCAGCGGCCUAGCCUUGUCGAGACUGAAGGCUGCUUCCAACUCAUCGGAUUCAACAGCUACUAACCGCCAAAGGUCACGCGUGGAAAUCAUGUCUGCGCUGAUCUGUAAGGCUCUCAUCAGCAUUGAUUGCGCGACGAAAGGCCUACCGAGGCCUGCCCUCUUCUCCAUCCCGAUCAAUUUGCGCGAGAGAGUACAAUUAAAGAUCCCGGCAAAUGCGUGCGGCAACUUCUUUGCUCAAAUAAUCACUCCACUUGCUGUGGAAGAGACUGAGCCCACUUUCGACGGAAUACUGAAUCUGAUCGGUGAGGCGAAUAGGAACACGAAAUCAAAGUACGCCGCGGUCACAGAUGCAAGCGCGUUGCGCUCGAUGGUGGUGGAUUCGUGGCGAGAUUUUGUCAAUAUAUUGGGCAGAGAUGAAGCAAACGUGAUUCUAGUCAGUAGCUGGUCCAGAUUCCCACUCUACGACAGUGAUUUCGGGUGGGGGAAACCAGAUUUAGUGAGCAGCACAAGCCCUCCUAUUAGAUUAGUUGUUCUUGUGGACAGUCCGGUUGAUGGUGGAAUUGAUGCUUGGAUCACUCUAAACCAAGAUGAGAUGGUUCUUUUCAAGCAGCAUCCUGACAUUGUGGCUUGUACUUCCUAGGAAU